Messenger RNA from Porites evermanni, 3102 nucleotides. Lineage: Eukaryota; Metazoa; Cnidaria; Anthozoa; Scleractinia; Poritidae. The record is from the annotation of a GenBank genome assembly.
CAACAUCGUGGUUAUAAGCGGAAAGUCAAUACGACGGAGAGUAUUCGUAGGAUUGCCGGUGAUCUCGAGAAAAUCGACCAACGUUUACAGCACUUAAUGAAUUUUGAUCGUGCAACAGGCUAUGCCAAGCAGAAGGACUCCUUAAAAAAGGAGUUCGACAUGUUCCUCCGUUCACUCCCUGCCUAUAUAACCCUAGCGACUGUUGCUCCGCGCGAUAUCUGUCGGUUCCUGGUUUUUACGGACAAGGAUGGAAAAAACCAGAUUCACCGUAAUGACUGUAGACAUAUUGGGCAAAAGGGAAAGUAUGACUGUGGAUGUACAGUACGUUUGUCAUACAAGACUUAAGCCUCUUAUAUUGGUAAGCUACAAGCCAUCUUCCACGCUCUUGGACGGGAUGGUGAGUGGGACAAGCGUCUAGGCCUAGGCAAUCCAGCGGCGGAUAAAUCGCUAAAGGAUCUCUUGAGGCUAGUAACGGCGGAACAAUUACAGGCACGGUUAACACUUAAGCAGGCCAUUCCGUUCUUUGUUGAUAAGCUGACGCAAUUGCGUUCACAUUUGGACGGGAAGUUACGAUACGCCAAGAGAGCAAUUGACAGAUUCGCGGUAGCCCGCGAUCAGGCAUAUUUUAAAUUAGCCUUCUUUAGUGGGGAUCUACCCGGAGAUUUGGGAUAGGUUAAGGCUCCUGAAAUUCUACGUUUCCCAAACGAUGAUAGGUUUCUUUUCAACCAGAUUUGGGGCAAGACACUUAGGGAUGGGGAUUUGAACGUGUUUGGUGUAAGGAGAAAUGCGCAAGUAGAAAUCUGCCCUAUUCGAGGCAUCGAGCGCUACCUGGGUCUCGCGCGUGACAUGGGAGCGGAUUUGACGCGUGGUUACUUGUUUCGCGCAACUACGCCGGAUCUGGGUAUCAAGGAUAUGUGUUUGCAUAUAGGUAACACCAUGGAUGUGAAACUGCUAUUUUUAGUCUAACAGAACGAUGGAAACAAGAGUUGACAAUCAUGAGGUAAUCGGCAUAGUUUCAAUGGAUUUAUCAAAAGCCGCAUGAUUUGAUAUUUACGACAAAAUUAUUGACCUUCUUAAGGACUAUCUUUCUAAUCGAAGGCAACGGGUGAAACUUGGAAAUGCUCAUUCUACAAGGAAGGAUAUAACGACUGGAAUUCCCCAAGGAUCCAUACUUGGCCCUGUUCCCUUCAACAUACCGUAAAAUUUCGAAAAUAAGCCCCGGGGCUUCUACAUGUAUUUUUCAAAGACCCUUUUUGAGGGGGCUUAUUUUUGGAGGGGAUUAUAUUCGAAGGGGCUUAUGUACGGACUGGGAAAUUUGCGUUUCAAAAGUGAUGGGGCUAGCUUAUAGUUGGAAGGAAAUUUACCGUUUUUGUUUUGUUUUGUUCUGUAUUUGAGGGCAAUUUCCAAGUACAAGCCCCAGGGGGCUUAUAUUCUGAGGGGCGAUUAAACGGAGGGUUUUUUGCGUUACGAGUUUGGGGGGCCUAUAUUUGGACGGGCUUAUACAUGGAGGGGCUUAUUUUCGGAAUUUUACGUUAUUUAUGAACGAUCUUGUUUACGUGAUAAAGCGUAGUAACCUAUCGACUUAUGCAGAUGACACACAGAUUUUCUUUGCCGAUAAGUCCAGGAAACCAUAAACUCAGAGUUAUCAUACGUAGAUAAAUGGUUUUUGGAAAAUGGCAUGAAAAGAAACCUCUCUAAAUACCAGGGCUAUGGUGAUGAGUUAUAGGAAAGUUAAUCCGGAAUUUCGCUGCGAAAAUAACAUCAUUCCAAAUAGCGAUGCGCUUCAGAUGCUUGGAGUUACUGUUGACGAUAUGUUGAAAUUCGAUAAGCACGUCGCUGAAACACUGGAGAAAGUAAAUGAAAGAGCAGUUCGGUUUGUUUUUAGAGACAAACAAAUUACAUAUGAAGAACUUCUUAAGCAUUUUAAGAAGAACACUGAUGGAGCAAAGAUUGAGUAAAAUUCUCUGUUCCGUUUUUAAACUCGUAAAUAAUAAAACGAACCCGGAAAGCUUAAAUGAGUUAAUCUCAUUACGAGAAACAACAUACGCCUUGAGAGGAAAGAUGGACAUUUUAAAAGAGCUUAAGGUCAACACAACACGCUUUGGACUCAGUUCCUAGCGGUAUCAGGCGGAUUUUUUUUAGGAGGGGGUGCACUCAUCUCUUGCUCUACUUCAACACCAAUAAACCACACAGUUUUUUUUUGCAGAAUACCAGUUGUAUCAGAAAACCGCAGGUCAUCUCAGCGGGGGGGGGGGGGGCGCCCCCCCUACGGGGGGGGGGGGGGGGGUGCGCACCCCCUGCACCCUUCCCCUAGAUCCGCCCCUGAUAGUGUCGUCCGAUUUUAAAACGUUCAAAAAAGCUGUUAGAAAAUCAGUCAUUAAUUUAGCGUCGACGAAUCGCCUUUUUAAUCAAUUUUGUAAAUAAUUUUUAAUAGUAUUUUAUGUAUGAUAACUUAAUUUUAAUUGUAAAUAGCUUUUAUAUUGUUUUAAUAAUUUUUGUUGCUACAACGUUUCAUUUACAGUAGCAUACCUGUGAAUUAGCUGACGAAGUCUUCUUUUUUAACUAACCCAUGUAGCUAAGAGUAUGCGCCACUUAAAAAAAAGCAUCUUCUCAUCUUAUCUUAUGCCCCCUUUACUUCCUCGGCGACUGAAUCAUGUUUAAAGGGUUACCUAAAGGAGAUGAAGACGGACGGACAAUGGUGAGACUCUUCAUAGCCUGCAUAGCAGGCAUCGAAAGGGGUAGGGGAUAGGAAGGAAGGGCAAAAGGAGGGGGAUUUUCUCCCUCCCUCCCCCAUCUCCCUCCCCUUUUUGCACCUGCCACGCAGGCUAGACUCUUUAUGGGUUUCGUGCCGGCUGUGCGAUCACUUUAACCUUAUCUGUCGGAAAUUAUGGACCAUGUGGGCUGGACUCGCCAAUACACUGCACUGCCCUAUAUUUUAUGCAGUUGGCGAAGGUGUUGAACCUGACUGGCGCCUCGGCGAGAUUGGCCUCGAACAUUGGUUCGGAGGUGACCAGUACAUCAUGGCAGGAUAUUCACCAGUCGAAACGUUUUAUGUGUGCACCCCCCCUGGACAGUCUAGCAAAAAGACUUCUCGAGAACUAA